Molecule: messenger RNA, 2236 nt
Organism: Trichoderma atroviride IMI 206040
Lineage: Eukaryota; Fungi; Ascomycota; Sordariomycetes; Hypocreales; Hypocreaceae
Biological process (GO): carbohydrate metabolic process
Molecular function (GO): calcium ion binding; alpha-amylase activity
Source: RefSeq, a predicted model, not a curated record
AUGAAGCUUCGAUCCGCCGUCCCGCUGCUGUUGCAGCUUUCUCUCCCGGCCGUCCUUGGCGCCGACACGGCAGACUGGAGGUCUCGUACCAUCUACUUUGCCCUGACAGACCGGAUUGCUCGCAGCUCAAGCGACACGGGAGGCUCUGCGUGUACAAAUCUGAAUGACUACUGCGGUGGCACGUUCCAGGGCUUGGAGAGCAAGUUGGACUACAUCAAGGGCAUGGGGUUUGAUGCCAUCUGGAUCAACCCCGUCGUAACCAACAGUGAUUUCGGCUUCCAUGGCUACUGGGCACUGGACCUAAACACCAUCAAUUCCCACUAUGGCACUGCGGAUGAUUUAAAGAGUCUCGUUGAUGCUGCACAUAGCAAGGGCUUCUACAUGAUGGUCGAUGUUGUGGCCAACCACAUGGGAAACGCAAACAUCACAGACGACUCCCCCUCCCCUCUGAACCAACAAUCCUCUUACCACACAAAGUGUGACAUUGACUUCAACAACCAGACCAGCGUCGAAAACUGUUGGCUCGCUGGCCUCCCAGACGUCGACACCCAGGACCCUACCAUCAGGAGCCUCUACCAGGACUGGGUGUCCAACCUGGUAUCUACAUAUGGCUUCGACGGCGUCCGCAUCGACACCGUCAGGCACGUCGAGCAGGACUACUGGCCCGGCUUCGUCAAUGCCAGCGGCGUGUACUGCAUCGGCGAAGUCUUCAACGGAGACCCAGACUUUAUGCAGCCCUACCAAUCCCUCAUGCCCGGCCUGCUCAACUACGCCAUCUUCUACCCCCUCAACGCCUUUUAUCAGCAGACGGGCUCCUCCCAAGCCCUGGUCGACAUGCAUGACCGUCUCAGCUCGUUCCCAGACCCGACGGCGCUGGGCACCUUUGUCGAUAACCACGACAACCCCCGCUUCCUCAGCGUCAAGAACGACACGUCUCUCUUCAAGAAUGCCCUGACCUACACCAUUCUCGGCCGAGGCAUCCCCAUUGUCUACUACGGCUCCGAGCAAGCCUUUUCGGGAAGCAACGACCCCGCCAACAGAGAGGACCUCUGGCGCAGCGGCUACAACACCGAGACGGACAUGUACAAUGCCAUCUCCAAGCUCACCUUUGCCAAGCACACGGCCGGCGGCCUCGCCGACAACGACCACAAGCACCUGUACGUCGAGCCCACGGCAUACGCCUGGAGCCGCGCCGGCGGCAAGCUGGUGGCCUUUACCACCAACAGCGGCGGCGGCAGCUCGGCCCAGUUCUGCUUCGGCACGCAGGUCCCCAACGGGAGCUGGACGAAUGUGUUUGAUGGCGGCAAUGGCCCGACGUACACUGCUGAUGGCAAUGGACAGCUCUGCUUGACCACGACGAAUGGUGAGCCGAUUGUGCUGCUGUCUUCAUAAAACAAUAUGGCGACAUAUAAUAUACAUGUAUAUCACCUAGUACAUACUUGGAUAGGUACGUGUUACUUACCCGGAUAGAGCUUCAUGUUGUUACUUUCAAGCUGUUGUUUCUUUCUUCUCUCUUUUGUGGACAUACUGUACGAUCAUGAAGGGUACAUAUUUUAGUCGUAACAAAAUUAGGCAUUUACUACUACCUAGACUAGACUGUUUGUUGUUGAUCAUGUACCUAGAGCAAGCAAUGAACCAUGCCAUGAUUUCCUUCAUCUCCCAGACCCGUAUUUGAAUUGCCUGUGGAUAGAUGUGCUUGAAAGACCUGCCAUGCGCUCAAAGUAAUUGUUAUUGAAUAGUCCGUCCCAAAAUAUUAACUGCAGUGCCGAGAUAUCUGUUGUUCCGUCAGGCCUGUUCAACCUGCGGGGAUAGAAAAUCUCCAUGUGCUCAUGAGUGCAUAAAUUCCGCACCGAAUCCUCCGCUUCCAAAAAAAAAAAGAAGCAAUAUUAUAAAAAGCAAAGUCGUCAUGCCGUCAAAUAGCCUUUAUAGUCCCGUGUAUGCUCGCAAGUCUUGUCCGUCGUCGUUAGCCUGUAUUAUUCACAUGCGUGUGUCAUCGAUAGCCUUGUGUUUCUCGUGUCGCACGAUUUGCUCUUGAUAUUGACCACAUUCCUUCGGUACAAUGAGCAAAUAUAUAUACCGUUGUGGUGGGUAAUGAGUUUUUUUUUUUUUUUUUUUUUUUUUUUUUGGAGUUUGGGGGGUUUUUUUUUUGCUUGCUCGACCAUGCAUCCAGAGUUGUUGACCUCUGUCGAAUGCGGGGGGAGAUGAAAACUGUAACAGAAGCAGAUAGAGAAGAGAG